Messenger RNA from Rhizophagus irregularis DAOM 181602=DAOM 197198, 459 nucleotides. The record is from RefSeq and is a predicted model, not a curated record. NCBI's taxonomy places the organism in Eukaryota, Fungi, Glomeromycota, Glomeromycetes, Glomerales, Glomeraceae.
AUGACAGAAGUGUUAAAGUCACUAAAUCCGAGGUUUCAGCAAAGAAGUAGACCUUUAAGUGGUAUGAUUAAUUCUGCAAUGUCUUUAUGGAGUUUAAGAAGUCAAUCUGUUAACUUAGAAAAAUUUAAACGAAAGUUUGAAUAUAAUAAUGAUGAUGGUCAAACUGAAUGCAUUAAUAAAUUUCAGACAGAAUGGAACGUUGCGAAAAUUAAUAGUAAUGUCUGUUCCAACAGUGAUAUAGAUAGACGGAAACUUUGUAGAUAUGUGCGGGAAAAUUUAUUUCAAAAAUCUAGUAUAAUAAAAGAGUGUGGGAGUGAGAUUCUCAUAGUUAGCAAUAGUGAUAGAAAUAAAUUAGUUGUGGAAGUUGAUGCUGGAACUCGCAUUAAAUGGCCUAGGAUCCGCGUACUCUCUCCCUCUUUGAUAACAUCACAUAUUUCAUUUGCUUCUAAAAAUUAUUAA